Molecule: messenger RNA, 3598 nt
Organism: Eubalaena glacialis (North Atlantic right whale)
Lineage: Eukaryota; Metazoa; Chordata; Mammalia; Artiodactyla; Balaenidae
Gene: HYCC2
Product: hyccin PI4KA lipid kinase complex subunit 2
Exons: 15
Coding region: 380-2140 (586 amino acids)
Biological process (GO): phosphatidylinositol phosphate biosynthetic process; protein localization to plasma membrane
Cellular component (GO): plasma membrane
Source: RefSeq, a predicted model, not a curated record
UUUAACAUUCUGGUCCUGGGUCACAGAUUCCUGGACCAGGUGGAGGUGACAUGAAGGAGGCUGGAAGUGGACAUUUUCCCCGCACAUCUGUGCAUCCGGAGUCUAACCGAGGAAAGUGAAGACCCUCAAAAAUCUAUAGUAGGAGUUCCCUGACCAGGGAUCAAACCCGCGCCCCCUGCAGUGGAAGCGUGGAGUCUUAACCACUGGACCUCUAGUGAAGUCCCUCUUUCUUGUUUUCAACCUCAGAAAAGUUGGAAAACAUUUAAGUCUCAACAAAUGAAUUCCACACUUGAACUCUGCCGCAUUCCUGUGCCACCUCCUCCAUUGGAACACUGAUCUUAGAACAGAGAGAGAAAAGAGGAAUAGAAGGUAGAAGAAGAUGCUGGGAUCUGAACGUGGCGUUGUGGAAGAAUGGUUAUCAGAAUUCAAGGCAUUACCUGACACUCAGAUCACCAAUUAUGCAGCAACUUUACACCGGAAAAAAACACUGGUACCAGCCCUGUAUAAAGUUAUUCAAGAUUCGAAUAAUGAGCUCCUGGAGCCUGUCUGCCACCAGCUGUUUGAGCUCUACCGUAGCUCUGAAGUUCGACUUAAGAGGUUCACACUGCAGUUCUUGCCAGAAUUGAUGUGGGUUUAUUUACGGCUUACAGUUAGCCGAGACAGACAGAGUAAUGGUUGCAUUGAAGCACUUCUUUUAGGAAUUUACAAUUUGGAAAUUGCUGAUAAAGAUGGGAACAAUAAAGUUCUGUCUUUUACUAUCCCUUCCUUAUCCAAGCCUUCAAUAUACCAUGAGCCCUCAACAAUUGGAUCCAUGGCUUUGACAGAAGGGGCAUUGUGUCAGCAUGAUCUCAUCAGGGUUGUUUACAGUGAUCUUCAUCCGCAGAGGGAAACAUUCACUGCACAAAACCGGUUUGAAGUCCUGAGUUUCCUCAUGUUAUGUUAUAAUUCUGCUAUUGUGUAUAUGCCUGCUUCAUCUUACCAGUCUCUUUGCCGAAUGGGCUCCAGGGUUUGUGUGAGUGGAUUUCCACGGCAACAUGAAAAACACUGGAAAGAACUCUGUGGUCGAAUAGUAUUGGAUCCCGAAUUUAUGGUGCAGCUUCUCACAGGAGUUUAUUAUGCCAUGUAUAAUGGACAGUGGGACCUUGGCCAGGAAGUCCUUGAUGACAUCAUUUAUAGAGCUCAGCUAGAACUCUUUUCUCAACCGCUAUUGGUUGCCAAUGCCAUGAAAAACUCAUUACCAUUUGAUGCUCCUGAUUCUUCACAAGAAGGCCAGAAAGUACUUAAAGUCGAAGUCACUCCAACAGUGCCGAGGAUUUCUCGGACUGCGAUUACAACAGCUUCAAUCCGUCGCCAUAGAUGGAGGAGAGAAGAUGGCUUUGACUUCUCAAACGAGGCUGACUCGAGUAUUCCUGGCUCCCCGAUCCAACACGGCUCCACUGACCUAGGGAUCAAACGUGUGCAAGAGGGGGAGGUGCUGGUGCACAGGACUCCUGAGCACGGCUCACCGGAGCCCAACUCAGCAGCAGCCACAACAGAGGGUGCUGAGGGUGUAAAUGGAGGAGAGGAGUCGGUAAACCUGAAUGAUGCAGAUGAAGGAUUUUCAUCAGGGGCUUCCCUCAGCAACCAGCCAGUUGGGACCAAACCAUCCUCCUCUUCUCAGAGGGGAAACUUAAGGAAAGUAGCAACUGGGCGUUCAGCCAAGGAUAAAGAAACAACUUCUGCUCUCAAAUCCCGUGAGAGCCCUCGAGAUUCAGUAGUUCGCAGGCAGUAUGUACAGCAACCAAGUGAUCUUAGUGUAGAUUCAAUUGAGCUGACGCCGAUGAAGAAACACCUGAGCCUGCCUGCUGGCCAGGUGGUGCCAAAAACUAAUAGUAUAAGUCUAAUCCGGACAGCCAGUGCUUCCUCAAGUAAAUCAUUUGACUAUGUAAAUGGCAGUCAAGCAAGUACCAGCAUUGGGGUUGGCACUGAGGGUGUUACUAAUUUAGCAGCUAACAAUGCUAAUCGAUAUUCAACUGUCAGUCUACAGGAAGACCGGCUAGGUCAAGCCGGAGAAGGUAAAGAGCUCCUCAGCCCAGGAGCUCCCUUAACCAAGCAGUCUCGAUCCCCAAGUUUCAAUAUGCAGCUAAUAUCCCAGGUGUAGUCUUGACAUCCUCUCUCAUCUUUCUGCUUACCUUCUAAACUGAACAUUUCAUGUGCAAGAAGACACUUCAUCCCACUUGUGAAAAUAUUGGUCAUCAUAAACAGAUUUGAUUUAGUUUAGGUAUCUUCAUACUGUAUUUUGUAUGGAAACAGCAAUAAGGUUUUCUUUUCCCUCCUUCCUAUAUCUUCUCUUCACCUAUUCCUUGUAAAUGUGUUUGUGAAGCAGUAGAAAAUGUUUGUGUUUUCCACACCUUCCUUUCUCCUUGGGUGAAGUGCAAUCCAUCGUAGGCUGAUCGGUCCCAUUUCAACACUGUGAGACUGAGGUUAUGUUAGAGGAAAUGGUGUAUAUGAUCCCUAUGAAUGAUUCUUCAGCUUUUGUUUAAAAAAAAAAAAAAACGGGUUUGUUCUCAUAAUCUAUGAAGAUUACUGGGUCAUAUUUUUUCUCUCUUAACCAGGAGUGCCUCAGAGAUUCUGCUAUGACUUUGGACUUCUCUGAGUCUGUGCAAUUAUUUUCUUGAGAAGCAUGGGGAAAGGUGGUAGACUGCUGCACUUUUUCAUUAAAACGAGGGUGGCUCUUUUUUCCCCCAUCUCCUUUAUCUCGAGGACACAAUGUUCAAUUACUGAGGCAUUUAAAUCAAGUUGUGGCUGCCUCUGUUGGAGGACAGGACUCUAAGUUGAUUGUGUAAUAGAUAAUGCACUUUCUCAAUGGCUCUAUAGUCAUUAUUAACAUGUCUUCCCUCCUCCCCACAAGGACAUAAGGUCAUUUCUGUCCUUCAAGUUUGAACAGCUAAUAAAUCAGAGAAUCCAAGGGGCAUGUUCUAUUUCCCAGGAAUGAUUGACACUUUGGUGCUGGGGUUUUAUGGGGGGAGGGGGUAGUUUUUGUUUAGCUUGUGUGGGAUUGUGUGUGAGGGGAAGUUUCGAUUGUUUUUUUUCUUUUCCUUUGUGAGCUGUUGAUGACUGAAGUAGAACAGGUACGUCUUCAGGUAAAGAGAGGGAUUUCUCAACCCACUUUCUGUGAUGUCAGACUAUUGGAGAAACCCUUUCAGCUGCUUUCUAGAUGUACUUAAAUUCAGUCAGAUAUUUUGGAUUAAGAAACCUGAAGUCCUGAUAGAUCAUAUACUCCAAGGAAAUACAUCAGGGACAGAUAAUUGGCUGAAAACACUGACGCUUCAAUGUGACACAUUUUUAUAGAACAUUUCUACCAGGGGGUACUGACUUGAUUUCUCCUACAAGGACCACACUGCCUUUGUGUUUAAUGUAAUGCAAUUUGUGUACCUUCUAAUCAUAUAUCUGCAAAAGUUUCUCAUUUUUAUAAAAAAUCAUGCCAGUAAGCUAGAUGUUGAAUGUAUGUAAGUAGCAUUUGGUAACUGCUAAGAGGCUACAAAAGUGCAUUAUUGGUUUAAAAAAAAUUUUUUUUUUAGUUCUGAUUUGGUUGGAUAAGGUUUCAUUAUGACCUCUU